AUGCCCCACGCCGCUCGCAGCCUCAUCCGUGCAAGCGCAGCGUCUCCGGCGGCCACCGCCGCUCCGAACCCCAUCGUCGUGGCAGCAUCCCCCGCUCCCAAUAACGGCUCUAACGGCCAAACAACGCAGCCCAGCGGUCUCGUGAAGGACGCUCCUACCUUCCAAGAGGCGAUUUCCAAGCUCCAGGAGUAUUGGGCCUCCGUGGGCUGCGCCAUCUGGUUGCCCCACAACACCGAGGUUGGAGCCGGGACCAUGAACCCCGCCACCUUCCUGCGCGUGCUGGGUCCGGAGCCAUGGAACGUGGCCUACGCGGAGCCCUCCAUUCGCCCGGACGACUCGCGGUACGGCGACAAUCCCAACCGCCUGCAGCGCCAUACGCAAUUCCAGGUAAUCCUGAAGCCGGACCCCGGCAACGCACAGGAGCUGUACCUGGGCAGUCUGGAGGCACUGGGCAUUGAUACCAAGGUACACGAUGUUCGGUUCGUAGAGGAUAACUGGGAGAGCCCGGUGCUGGGCGCCUGGGGCCUGGGCUGGGAGGUGUGGCUGGAUGGAAUGGAGGUCACCCAGUUCACGUAUUUCCAACAGGCGGGCGGUCGUGCUCUGGAUGCCCCGGCUGUUGAGAUCACGUAUGGCCUGGAGCGCAUCAUGAUGUCGCUCCAGGGGGUGACCAACUUCAAGGACAUCAGGUACGCCCCCGGCGUGACGUACGGCGAGAUGUUUUACCAGAACGAGUACGAGAUGUCCUGCUACAACCUGGACGAGGCUGACGUGGCGGACCAGCGGGCGCGGUUUGAGCUGUACGACAAAGAGGCCCGUCGCCUGCUGGCGAAGCGCCUGCCCAUCCCCGCCUACGACCACCUCCUGAAGCUCUCGCACACCUUCAACAUCCUGGACGCCCGCGGCGCGGUGGGGGUCACGGAGCGAGCCGACUGCUUCGCCACUUUGCGGGGCCUGGCCAGGGAGAUCACCGGUCUGUGGGUAUCGCGCCGCGAGGAGCUGGGCCACCCGCUGGGCCUUAUCCCUCCGCCCGCCAGCCCGGUUUCCAGCCGGCCAGUCGGUGCCCCCCUGGAGCCCCGGAGCUUCGUGUUGGAGAUCGGCACUGAGGAGCUGCCGCCGGAUGAUGUGGUGUCUGCGUUGAACCAGCUGAGGGAGCGCGUUCCUGCGUUGCUGUCCAAGCUCCGACUGACCCAUGGUUCGGUGCAUGUGGAGGGCACUCCCCGCCGCCUGGCGGUGGUUGUGGAGGGGCUGGCGGCCCGGCAGGCGUCCGAGGAGGCCAAGGUUCGCGGUCCCCCGGCUAAGCAGGCCUUCUCCGCGGACGGCUCCCCGACCAAGGCCCUGGAGGGCUUCUGUCGCAAGAACGGCGUGGAUGUGGGGUCGGUGACACGGGAGGCGGACGCCAAGGGGGUGGAGUACGUGUACGCGGUGGUGCGUGAUGCGGGACGCGACGCGGUUGAGGUUUUGACGGACGAGCUGCCGGGCUUGGUGGGCAGUCUGUCGUUCAAGAAAUCCAUGAGAUGGAACGGCCAUGGCGCGUCUUUCAGCCGGCCCAUGAGGUGGCUGCUGGCGCUGCACGGCGAUGUCGUACUGCCAUUCGUGUACGGCGGCCUGCAGGCCGCCCGCACCACCAGGGUCCUCCGCAACUCCCCCGCCCCCGAGCUGGUGGUGUCCUCAGCGGAGACCUACCUGCCGGCACUGGCUACGGCGGGUAUUGCCCUGAGCGGCAGCGACCGUGCGGAGGCCAUCUGGCGAGAUGUGGAGGCGGCGGCGGCAAAUGUGGGUCGCUGCCCUCCAAUUCUCUCUCCGCCCUCCUCCCCGCCUUGCGGCCUCUGCAAUUCCACGUCGCCCCCCUUUCCCCCGUUGCCUCUCCCCGGGCACACAUUUACGGGCGGCACACAACACAACACAACGCAACACGACAGCGAGGUGCUGGUGAUGGUGAUGCGCAAGCACCAGCGCUACUUCCCGGUCUUUGCGCCCGACGGCAAGUCGCUGCUGCCGUACUUCAUCACCGUGGCCAAUGGGCCUGUGGAUCCGGCGGUCGUGGCGGCGGGCAAUGAGGCGGUGCUGCGCGCUCGCUUCGAGGACGCCACGUUCUUCUACCGGGAGGACUUGAAACAACCGUUGGAGGCGUUCAGGCCCAAGCUGUCCGGCACCACCUUCCAGAAGGAUCUGGGUUCGCUGCUGGAUAAGGCCCUCCGGCUAGAGAGGCUGGUAGGGCCGCUGGCGGCGGCGGUGGCGGCGGCGCGGCCGGGCCAGGCGGCCUGGGGUGAGGCGGGCGUGUUGGAGGUGGCGGUGGAGGCGGCGCGGCUGUGCAAGGCGGACCUGGCGACCAGCACGGUGACCGAGAUGACGGCACUUGCGGGCACCAUGGGCCGCCAUUACGCGUACAAGCAGGCAAGUUGUGGCCUAUCUGCCGCUGUGGCCGAGGCCAUCUUCGAGGCGGCCCUUCCCCGUCAGGCGGGCGACCUGCUGCCCGCCAGCCCAGCCGGGGUACUGGUGGCGGCGGCAGAUCGACUGGACUCCCUGGUCGGCCUCUUCGCCGCGGGCUGCGCGCCGACAGCAGCCGCGGACCCGUACGGCCUCCGCCGCGCCGCGUACGGCAUGCUGCAGACGCUGGUGACAAACAACGUCGGCGUCAGCCUCCGUGCCGCUGUCGCCGCGGCGGCUGCGCUGCAGCCCAUCGCCGUCUCCGACGCCGUACAGUCCGACGUGUUGUCGUACGUCAACGGCCGACUUGAGCAGCUUCUGGGUGAUGGCGGUGCCCCAGCGGAGGUGGUUCGGGCCGUGCUGGGGGAGCGCGGGGAUGACCCGGCGCUGGCAGCGAAAACGGUGGAGGAACUCAAGGUGUGGUUGCGCGCGGGUAGCCUGCGCCGCGUGAUGGCGGCGUUCAGCCGACCCACCCGCAUCGUCCGCGGCAAAGAGGUGCCCGACGCGUCGGUUGCUGUCGACCCGGCUGUGUUCGAGGGAGAGGAAGAGCGCCAGCUGUACGCGGCUUACACUGACGCACGCGCUAAGAUGUCGCCCGCGGUGUCCGUGUCCGAGUGGCUGGCGGCAGUGGAGCCGCUGCUACCCGCCAUCGACCGCUUCUUCGACAAGGUCUUCGUGAUGUGUGAGGACGCGGCGGUGCGGGCCAACAGGCUGGCGCUGCUCCGCGACCUGGCGGCCCUCCCCCGCGGGGUGCUGGACCUCUCCCAGCUGCCCGGUUUCUGA
Molecule: messenger RNA, 3210 nt
Organism: Volvox carteri f. nagariensis
Lineage: Eukaryota; Viridiplantae; Chlorophyta; Chlorophyceae; Chlamydomonadales; Volvocaceae
Exons: 18
Coding region: 1-3210 (1069 amino acids)
Biological process (GO): glycyl-tRNA aminoacylation
Cellular component (GO): cytoplasm; mitochondrion; chloroplast stroma
Molecular function (GO): ATP binding; glycine-tRNA ligase activity
Source: RefSeq, a predicted model, not a curated record